Columba livia (rock pigeon) is the source of this 4525-nucleotide messenger RNA. It is a transcript of the gene CLGN, whose product is annotated as calmegin. Gene Ontology annotation, molecular function: calcium ion binding; acetylglucosaminyltransferase activity. Gene Ontology annotation, biological process: protein N-linked glycosylation; protein folding. The transcript has 29 exons. Bases 78 to 3584 code for a protein of 1168 amino acids. The record is from RefSeq and is a predicted model, not a curated record. Gene Ontology annotation, cellular component: endoplasmic reticulum; endoplasmic reticulum-Golgi intermediate compartment; Golgi stack. Lineage: Eukaryota; Metazoa; Chordata; Aves; Columbiformes; Columbidae.
CGCCCGGCCGGUGGCUGCUCGAGCGGAGGCGGCGCCCGGGCGGCAGAGCGGCGGGCAGCCCCGCACCUCGCCGGGACAUGCGGCUCCGGUACGGUCCGUUCCUAUCGGUUCUGUGCCUCGGCGCCGCCUUCCCCCUGCUGUGGUACGCGGCGUGGCAGAAGAACCAAGGAAAUGACUUCGACAUGUACCAAAGCCAGUUGCUGGAACUUCAGCAAAGACUUCUGUAUGCUGAAAAGGAAAAUAAAAGAAGAUCACAGGAACUGAGCAGUGCUCUAGAUGAAAUUAAACAUAUAGUUGCAAAAAGAAUGAACUUGACGACAAAUCGUACAGAUGAUAGGAAGGGGCAAAUGUUAAACCUCACCAGAAAACUGCCGGUACAUCUUACAAACAUGUACUACUACCUACCUCACCUUCGAGAAUACGAAGAUGCCAUUUUUCCGAAUGUUAUAUUUGGGCAACAGAGGACUGGAGUCUCACUGGUGAUGGGUAUUCCUACUGUGAAGAGGGAAAAACAGCACUAUCUGAUGACUACACUGCAUUCCCUAUUGUACGAACUUUCUGAAGAACAGAAGGACGACUGUGUAAUAAUCAUCUUUGUAGCAGAGGUGAAUGAAGAAUAUGUUAACAGUGUUGCAGAAAGUGUUAAAACCAGCUUCCCCAGAGAAAUCCAGUCUGGAGUCCUAGAGGUUAUUUCUCCUCCUACUUCUUAUUAUCCAGAUCUUUCCAACCUGAAGAAAGCAUUUGGGGAUUCAGAGGACAGAGUAAGGUGGAGAACUAAACAGAAUUUGGAUUAUAGCUUUUUAAUGCUAUAUGCCCAACCUAAGGGAACAUUUUAUUUACAGCUGGAAGAUGAUAUUAUAGCCAAACCUGAUUAUAUUCAAAGUAUAAAAAACUUUGCUGCUCAACAGUCCGAAGAGUGGAUGAUUCUUGAGUUCUCCCAGCUGGGAUUUAUUGGAAAAUUGUUUAAAUCAGAAGACUUGCCACUCAUAGUGGAAUUUUUUCUCAUGUUCUAUAAAGAUAAACCCGUAGACUGGCUUCUAGACCACCUGCUCUGUGUUAAAGUGUGCAAUCCAGAAAGGGAUGCAAUACACUGUGAAAAGGAAAAGGCAAAGCUGCGUAUCCGUGCUAAACCAUCUCUCUUUCAGCAUGUGGGAACGUAUUCAUCAUUGGCUGGGAAGAUACAGAAUUUGAAAGAUAAAGAUUUUGGCAAAAAUCUGCUACAUAAAAGUCAUAAUAAUCCACCUGCAAAAGUGAAUACAAGCCUAAGAAUAUACCAGCAAUACACCUUGGAAAAAGUUUAUGAAGGAAAAGACUGUUUCUGGGCUUCAGCUCCAGUGGCUGGAGACUACCUCAGCUUCACAUUUUUAAAGCCACUAAAAGUAGAAAAGUACUUCUUCAGAAGUGGAAACAUUGAGCACCCUGGUGAUAAACUGUUUAACACUACCGUGGAAGUGUUACCGGCUGAUGAAAUUCCAAGAAAAGAACUGGUUGACAAUGGAAGUAAAUUUAACUACUCAGCAACCAAAGAUGGAUAUUUAAAAAUAGGGGCUUUUGAAAAUGGAAUUGCAGAAGGCAGUAUCAAUCAGUCAAUAGGAAAAAUACAGGCUAUUCGUUUAUCAGUCAAUUCUGAUUCUCCUGUAUGGGCAUUACUUAGUGAGAUAACCAGGAUGCACUUCCAGUGGGACUGGCUGUGUGUGGGGGUCCUGAUAAUUAGCUCAGUAACUGCAGAAAUUGAAAAUGAAGACCAUCUGGAUGCAGAUGUUGAAGUGGAGGAUUUUGACAAGCAAUCUCAAGAAGCUGAUGUUGACAGAGAAGAAUCUUCCUUAGAGGUUGUGUACCAGACUCCAAAGCCAACUGGGGAGGUGUAUUUUACAGAAACCUUUGAUGGAGAAUUGACUGGGUGGGUGUUGUCUAAAACCAAGAAAGACAACAUGGAUGAUAACAUUGCUAAAUAUGACGGAAGAUGGGAAGUAGAAGAGCUGAAAGAAAACACAGUGGCUGGAGACAGAGGAUUAGUCUUAAAAUCGGUGGCAAAGCAUCAUGCAAUAUCAGCUAUGCUAACAAAGGCAUUUGUUUUUGAUAAUAAACCUUUGAUUGUUCAAUAUGAAGUGAAUUUUCAAGAUGGCAUUGACUGUGGUGGUGCAUAUGUUAAACUUAUCUCCAGUAGUGAUGGCUUGGAUCUGGAAUACUUUUUUGACAAAACACCUUAUACUAUUAUGUUUGGACCAGAUAAAUGUGGAGAGGAUUACAAACUACAUUUUAUCUUCAGACAUAAGAAUCCUAAAACUGGAGAAUAUGAAGAGAAACAUGCAAAACGUCCUGAUGUAGACCUAAAAAAAUUCUAUUUGGACAAGAAGACACAUCUAUAUACUCUUGUGCUAAAACCAGAUGAUACGUUUGAAAUGUCAAUUGACCAAUCAGUUGUCAGCAGAGGAAAUCUUCUUGAGGAUAUGGUUCCUCCAGUAAACCCUCCCAAAGAAGUAGAGGAUCCUAGUGAUAAGAAGCCUGAUGACUGGGAUGAGAGACCAAAAAUACCUGAUCCCAAUGCUGUCAAACCAGAUGACUGGGAUGAAGAUGAGCCUUCCAAAAUAGAAGAUCCUGAUGCUGUUAAGCCUGAGGGAUGGCUUGAUGAUGAACCACAGUAUGUUCCAGACCCUAACGCAAAAAAACCAAAGGACUGGGAUGAAGAAAUGGAUGGGGAGUGGGAAGCCCCUCAGAUCCCUAAUCCAAAGUGUGAGACUGCACCUGGUUGUGGACAGUGGCUGCGUCCCAUGAAGAAUAACCCAAACUAUAAAGGAAAAUGGAAAGCACCUAUGAUAGAUAAUCCUAACUAUCAGGGAAUCUGGAGCCCUCGGAAAAUACCUAACCCAGACUAUUUUGAAGAUCCGCACCCAUUUGAGAUGACCACUGUCAGUGCUAUUGGUUUAGAACUCUGGUCUAUGACAUCCAAUAUCUACUUCGAUAACUUCAUUAUCUGUUCAGAAAAAGAAGUAGCAGAUCGUUGGGCAGCAGAUGGCUGGGGCUUGAAGAAAUUAGCAGCAAGUGCUAAUGAGCCUGGUAUGUUUAGUCAACUGGUGACUGCUGCAGAAGACCACCCAUGGCUCUGGGUUCUUUACAUCUUGACUUUGGCUCUCCCUGUUGGCCUAGGUGUCUUGUUCUGCUGGCCAGCAAAGAAAACAGACGAAGAUGUUGACUUCAGCAAAACUGAUAUAUCUAAACCAAUUUUAAAGGGAGAUCUAAAACAAGCGAGAGACGAGUUAGAAGAUGAUGAAAUAGAAUUAGAAGAAAAAGAAAAUGAAGAUAUUGCUGAAGAUGAGAGAAGAGAAAUGGAGGAGGCAAAAAGAAAGCUUAUACAGGCUACAAAGAAGAUGGGAAGGGAGACUCCUCCUUCAGAAGAUGAGGUUGAAGGUGGUGAAGAUAUUGAUGAUGAAGAAGAAAAUGAUGUUGAAGACAGAAGUCAAGAAGACGGUGAUAAGCCAAAUAAAUCUGGCUCAGAAGAUGAGAUGAAAGAAGCUGAUGAAAGCACAGGUUCUGGAGAUGAUGCACUGAAAUCAGUGCGCAAAAGAAGAGUACGAAAGGACUGAGUUAUUUCCAGCUAGUAUUUGUAUGUCUAGAUAAUAGUAACUUUGGGUAUGCCACUUCAGUGGGCCUGACGGCAUCCAAGUUCCUGAGAUCUGAAAGAAAAAAGUGGGGCUCAUUACUACAUAACCUCCUAUUUUAAUUGUCUAACCUCUUUUAAUCUUCCCAGACUUCCUUGCGUCCCUUUUUUUAAGGAGAAAUAUUCUCUGUGAGGAGUUAGCUGAUGUUUUGAAUUCAGAAUGGAAGUGAAACUGCAAGUCGGCCAACUGAUUUUUAAAGUGAAGAUUCUUAAGAGUUGAAGAUUACUAGAAAUUAGUUGGAGAUAAGCUUACUCUAAAUAUUUUUUAAAACAUUAUAGUAUUUUUGCAGCUCUAGCACAAAAUUAGCUAUUUAUACUUUUCAGCUAAAAGAGGAUGACAGUAGAGAUGUAGCAUCUAUAGCAGUUCACAUUGCUAUGAGAAAAGGUGUUUUUUUUUCUGUGCAGAGCAAUAAUUGGUUUUGUAUGAUGAUUUAGUGCUAGCAGCAAUUUUUAUUGUAAAUUAUUUGUUUUAGUUGAUCUUGUUACAUGGGUGGUCACCUGUUCACUUCAGAUAUUGGUUACAGUAAUUUAUUUUUAAGAGAUAUUUUAAAAUAGAAUAUUUGUAGAACAAGUGGUAAUUGUGACUUGUUUUACUUUGGAAUGCAGAUAUCAAAUCUGCAGAAGUGAUACACAGAUGAUUUUUUUCAAACUUUUAUAGUUCUCAUGUUCCAACCCAGAGUGGUAUAACCUCUAUUUAUAGAAUACUUGCUAAGUGUACAUUGCUUCCUAUAAAAAUAUUUAAUAAUUCUUGCUUAACAUGAAUUUUAUUAAUAUAGAUAAAAAUUUUUGAUGUUUUUUUUUUUUUACAGAUGUAACUGGGCUUUCUCAUAAUGUAGUUUAAAUAAACUGCACAUUGUAAAAAACCAA